UGGCGCUGCGUUAAGCGUGCGCUGACGCCAUUGUGUAUGCGUGAGGCGAGAACAGCCGAAAUGGAGGAAAGUCAAACAUCGGAAAGUGUCGCCGUGCUACCGGACAUGUCCGAACCGUUGACGAGCGAGACCGAGGAGGCGUCUGCCCUAACGACCGAGCACGAGGCGCAUCCCGUCGCCGUGACGGCGAGCGUCACUCCAGUAGCGGGUGUUCCUGGUGUUCCAGGAGUUGGUGUACCGGUUUCUUUACCCGUUGGUUCAAUCAUUGGUGUUGCGAACUCGACCAACGGCACGACCUUCAACGUCAUCACUUCGGAUCAACUACAGUUACCUGGUUCCGGGCAGUUCAAACAGAUGCUAUGCGUAGACAAUGGUUUUAUCUGUGAACCGCGUCAUGAUAAGGAUACAGAUCCAUUGCGUUGGAACGGAGAAUUAAAAGCAACCCACAUAGUAAUUCAAAAUAGCACAGAGGAACAAGAAUCUGAACAAAUUCAUGUAUCGACUGCUAAUGCACAACCAAUAUGCAGCUGGUCAGAAUCUGCAAAUUUAGCAGUGUUACCAGUUAGAUGUAAAAAUACGAAUGCAGAAUUGCAUAAAAGUCGAUUCGGGUCUGGAGGAAGAGGAAGAUGCAUCAAACUUGGACAAGAUUGGUAUACGCCGAGCGAAUUCGAAGCACUUUGCGGAAGAGCAUCCAGUAAAGAUUGGAAGCGCAGUAUUCGAUUUGGCGGCAGAAGUUUACAGACGUUAAUCGACGAACAAAUUUUAAAGCCACACGCUACCUCUUGCACGUGCGCAGCGUGCUGCGACGACGACAGUGCAACCGGUCCAGUAAGAUUAUUUACACCCUACAAGCGUAGAAGAAGAGCCAGAGACACCUCCGACGGAGAAACGCCAUCCCGAAAGCUAAAAAGUGAUAACUCGCGGGAUGGUAGUAACAACGACGAAAGUGACGGUGAAGUAGUCAUACCUGAUAAAGAAGUGUGGCCCCAGUUUGUUUCAGCGGAGGGUUUAGUCGUGCAACAACCGCACGAAGAUACCGUUGUCCAAACUGUACAUCAAACUGAAAAUGGACAAGGCGAUGAUAUAUUUAAAAAGCUCGAGGAGAUGUCGAAUAAAAUGUUAAAGUUAGCUUAUGAAUUUAGGCGUACCUUAGAUGAGGCUAAGGAAGUAAGUAGACAACAAAGAAGAGAACAGGCGUUAGUUGCUCAAUUAGGAGGUAGAGGAGAUGUUAUUGAAACUGUUGGAUUGCAACCAGCGUCGGAUUCUCAUAAUAAAAAGUGUGCCAACUGUAAUAGAGAAGCAUUUGCAGAAUGUUCAUUAUGUAGACGAACGCCGUAUUGUUCUACGUUUUGUCAGCGCAAGGAUUGGGCGGGUCAUCAAGUGGAAUGUGUAAGAGGUGCUGCUGAAACUGUAAUGCUGAUAGUAGAAAGUAGUAGCGGAGAUACUACUACGCUAGCAACCACCGCCGGGGACCAAUAGCUAGUAUUUCUCACGCCUAUUCACCAAAGGAAUAUAGAUACUGAGCAAACUAACAUAGAUACUUCAACCCUGAAAGAAGAGACGAAGACUUAAGAAAAAUUUCUUUAUUGACCAGAGGGUCAAAAAAAAAUUCUGUAUAUAUGGUAGUAAAUAUUUUGUAUAUACAUAUGUUGAUUGUACGUAAGUUUGCACGAAGAUUGACAUUUUUUAAAGCCAACAAAUAGUAUAAAAUAUUAAUGAAAAUUCAUCAACCAAAUAAGUAUAGAAGUAAAGAAUAAUGUGCGAAUGCAUACGUACGUAUGGCGUACUUGAAUGUGUGUUUAUGUGUGAAUACAUACAUUUAUUGUAUUCCACAUAAUGAAAUAUACUUGUAUAAAUAGUUUUAUUCUUUUUCUUAUAAAAAUCGAAAACUGACCAAAGGAGGUAAUUACGCUUCUGAAUACGCAUUAUGAAUAUUUACACGACUUCAAAUCAUUGUUUUACGUGAUAAAUAAUCAUAACAUUUUAUUGGCUUCAAAUAUUAGUAAAAGUGUUAGAAUUAAUUCCUGACUUUGUGUACAUAGUAUACAAAACACCGAAAAGAUAAAAAAAUUCUGUCGGAUAUAAAUACACGAUAAAUGUGAUAUUUAAUCGAAAAUGUAUUAUUUAUCUACUGUUUUCAAUAUACUUACAUGUAUAUUUUCCCAUUAAAUGUCAAACCUUUUUUAUUCGAUUUUAUACGACAUUAUUAUUAUGCCGCGGUACAGGUAAUCCGUUGAGUAAAAUACGUAUAUAUGUAUUCAAAGUAACAAAAAGAAUAACACUUGUAAUUGUUAUAGACAUAUGCACUUUGUAUAUAAAUAAAUCUAUUCAAUAUCCGAAA
This is a messenger RNA of Osmia lignaria (orchard mason bee), 2341 nucleotides long. RefSeq names its product deformed epidermal autoregulatory factor 1 (gene Deaf1). Lineage: Eukaryota; Metazoa; Arthropoda; Insecta; Hymenoptera; Megachilidae. Gene Ontology annotation, cellular component: nucleus. Gene Ontology annotation, molecular function: DNA-binding transcription factor activity, RNA polymerase II-specific; DNA binding. The record is from RefSeq and is a predicted model, not a curated record. Gene Ontology annotation, biological process: regulation of transcription by RNA polymerase II.